ACCUUCUUUUUAUCAUUGAAAGGAGAAAACAACCGUGCGAGUGUGAGAGAGAGAGAGAGAGAGAGAGAGAGAGAGAGAGAGAGAGAGAGAGAGAGAGAGAGAGAGAGAGAGAAGAAGAAGAAGAAGAAGAAUAAGAAGAAGACGGGAUUCAAACCGGAUCGGUAACCGCAGCGAUGUCGUCGUUCCCGUUCCACCGUCGAUCUCAAUCGGAGGUACAUUUCCGAAUCCCCGACGAUUUCGACCUCGAAAUGGAUCCCUUCGACUUCGACGCUUCUCCGCUCCAGUUCCAAGAUCCACCACCACCUCAACACGACGAUCUCCUUUCCUCUUACAUCGAUUCCGAUAAUUCCGGAUCCAAACUCAAUUCUCCAACCGCCGCUAAUGCCGGUCACCGCCGUAGCAAUUCCGCCGAUACAUCUUCUUCCUUGUUGUCUGAAGGAAUCGAAUCUAAGAAAGCUAUGUCUCCUGAUAAACUUGCUCAAUUGUGGACAGUUGAUCCUAAACGCGCCAAGAGGAUUCUGGCAAAUCGUCAAUCUGCGGCUAGGUCCAAAGAGAGGAAAGCUUGUUAUGUGGUUGAGCUUGAAAGGAAAAUCCAUACUCUUCAAACUGAAGCAACUACUCUUUCUGCUCAAUUAAAUCUUUUCCAGAGAGAUACAACUGGUCUGUCGAGUGAAAAUACCGAGUUGAAGCUUCGGUUACAAACCAUGGAGCAACAAGCUAAGCUAUGUGAUGCUCUAAAUGAAGCAUUGAAGAACGAAGUUGAUAGGCUCAAGCUUGCUACUGGAGAGGUACCAACCCAUGCUGAUACCUAUGGUUUGGGAAUGCAUCAACUUUCAUAUUCUCAAGCUUCGUCCUUCAUGCACCAGCCACAACAUGGUUCAAACGAACUUAGGGCCAUGCAAAUGCAGCAUUUUCAUUCACUAUCAUCUAAUGGAUCCAAUCCCCACCAGCCUCAGUUUGAUCUACCCACUUCAUAUGAUUUGUCAGAAAUGUUGUCAAGUGAUUCUAUUGGCCAAUUUCAGGGGCUGGACAUUGGCAACAGGGUUUCUCAUGUUCUGAUGCCUGAUGGUCCCUCUGUUUCUGUUAAUAAAACCAACAACGCCUUUUGAUGCAAAUUUUACUAACAUGUCCCCACCCUGUUUAUUGGGUUGUUCAUAGAUUGACAUGAGUGAGACCCAGAGGUAUUGAUUUUUUGUUUUUCUAUUCAAUUAUUUAUUUGAUUGAGGGUGUAUGUGGAUUAUUAGCUUAUCUUGAAAAAAACACUAAAUUUAACCGGUUUUUUGAGAUUUUUUUUUUUAAAAUUGACUUUCCCCCAAAAGAAUUGAAACAAAUGUCUUCAAGGUGCUCAUUAUUUUUCUCUAAUUUCCUGUUAGACUUGAAACUAAUUCAUGGAGAUUGAAAAUUUUCAAGGUACAUGAUCCAUUAUGGUCAUUUAUGCACAACAUUGUUUUAUUAAUGUGAUAAGCUUUUUCUUAA
Medicago truncatula (barrel medic) is the source of this 1476-nucleotide messenger RNA. RefSeq names its product bZIP transcription factor 18. NCBI's taxonomy places the organism in Eukaryota, Viridiplantae, Streptophyta, Magnoliopsida, Fabales, Fabaceae. The record is from RefSeq and is a predicted model, not a curated record. Gene Ontology annotation, biological process: regulation of DNA-templated transcription. Gene Ontology annotation, cellular component: nucleus. Gene Ontology annotation, molecular function: DNA-binding transcription factor activity. The transcript has 4 exons. Bases 174 to 1109 code for a protein of 311 amino acids.